This is a messenger RNA of Caenorhabditis briggsae, 732 nucleotides long. NCBI's taxonomy places the organism in Eukaryota, Metazoa, Nematoda, Chromadorea, Rhabditida, Rhabditidae. The record is from RefSeq and is a predicted model, not a curated record. The coding region runs from base 1 to 732 and encodes 243 amino acids. The transcript is spliced from 3 exons. Gene Ontology annotation, molecular function: nucleic acid binding.
AUGUCGAAGUUUCGUCGCAUUUUGACAUACAUUCUGGAUCUGGGAGUCAAUCCUAAGCGUCAGCCAUUGGAUGAAGAGGAUCUCAAGCUCGCGGCUUAUUUGAUUGACCUCGGUGAAUCGAUCGAUAAGGGAGACUUUGAUAUUGAAAUGGAACAGCACCUUUCAAAUUUUGAAGACGAUCUACAGGAUUUGAGUAAGUUUCAGUUCAGUGAAUCAUUACAUGACUCGUCUAUGCCGAAGGAUGCUCUUCUCAUUGUAGAUUCGUGGAACAGCUGGAAAGACACUGCCGCCAUCGAUUCGGUCACCCCUUCAUCCCACAAGUUGAAAUUAUUGACGAUUCCUGCUGGAUGCACUGGGCGUAUCCAACCAUGUGCUGUUGGCAUUUUUGGAUCCUUCAAGAAAGUUGUGAAGACACUCACCAACUAUGCCCAAUUGACCAACAGCAACUACAAGUUUCAAACCAGGGAUGAAACUCUGAAGCUCCUCUCCCUCGUCUGGCGGCAGCUGUGCUCUCCGAAGCUCGAGAAGUGGGCCCGAUAUGCUUGGGUUGCAGCUGGAUACGAUGUGCCCCGUCCAGCAAGUUUCGAAACUCCAGCACAACUUCUGUUUCCACGAGGUGUCGCUGGAGAUUGUACAAUGCAUGGUUGCUCCAGCACAUCGUUUGUGAAGUGUCUCUAUUGUGAAAAAUUAUUCUGUUUCGAACAUUUUGUCAUUGACCAUCACAACUGUUGA